CUCUUGUUCGUUUUGGUAUUUCGCUGAUUUUUUCGAAUUCGCCGACAUCUGCCUUUGGAUUGUGUGUGUGCUUUGCUACGGAUCCUGUGUCGUAGAUCUGCUGGAACGCGUGUAGGAAUAAACCGCUGUGGUGUUGUUCAGUCAUAUCGAUCGCAACUUCGUUGCGUUGAGAGCCCUCCGCGUUCAUCUUCAACUUCUAUUCGAGAGAAUCAAUCGUUGACUCGCCCGCUCAUAUGUUGUGACUCGUUGGUAGGUUUGACCAUCGACGCAGCGGUUCGUGCCGUGAUGCCCGGCACCCUCUCUCCCUGUCUUGCGAUCUUGUUCGUCAUCCAGACGAACGGCGUGGGUAACGAGGCUAAGCACACACACCCGGUCUAUUUUCAAGAGGAUUGUGCCACUACUUGCGUGCGCAACUGCAACAAUGCCCCCCGACGACCCCGCAGGAAGUUAGAACCGGAGGUUGCAGCAGUAUCACUUCCAUCCUAUGGGACCAUGGGCAUCCCGCGAUCAGCAAGAGCAGAGAGCGAAAGAGGAAGCUAUCUCGAACUUGCAGUCCGCUUACGUCCGUCUAGCCCCCUCUCCCCUCGAGGGCGUCGGCGUCUUCGCUAUGAGGGAUAUCGCCGAGGGCGUGGAGGUGAUGCGGUGGGAUUGGCAUAAGUACCCGAGUGUUUUCAUCCCAGAAGAAGAACUACGGGAACGGGUCCCGAAAGAGGUCUUCGAUCAGCUACGGAGGAUUUGGCACGUGGAUCAGCACGGACAGGUGGCCACCCCGCUCGACUUCACUUCGACGCUGAGUUACAUCAAUUUCUUGAACCAUUCCGAUCAGCCAAAUUUGUCGUUUGGGUACUCUAACGGGGGCUACGUGACGUCGAGGACCGUGAAGCGAGGAGAAGAGCUGUUCAUCAACUACGACCGGGAUUACUACCCGGGGUAUACCGCUGGCUUUCGCGCCCGCGAGUCGUCUGCGGGCGACACCGCCUAGACACAGACUGCCAUUCACGCCACGGGUAACCCAAACCCAUGCUAGACAAGUAAGGCUUCUUAAUUUAGACGGUGUUUUUGUAGUAAAACAUCCGUGGCCUACCUACGCCCUUUCGAUAUGUUAGAUAUGUGGUUCUCCCGAUGAUUUUUGGUAUAAGGCUAGGGAUGCGUUCGGGCGAAAGUAACUGCCAGCACGAUGUGUUACAUCAUUUUUCUUGCCGCUGUGCUCGUUUGCGCGCUCGUUAAUCACGCCCUCCUCUCUCCUGUUUUCCACAAUAAGCGGGUGUUC
Molecule: messenger RNA, 1270 nt
Organism: Ectocarpus sp. CCAP 1310/34
Lineage: Eukaryota; Phaeophyceae; Ectocarpales; Ectocarpaceae
Source: the annotation of a GenBank genome assembly